CUCAGCAGCUUUAAAGAGGAGAGUCUGAACAGUGCAAACCAGCCAGGAAGCUGACGCUGGAGUCAAAGAAGGCAAACACAAUGCUAGAUUGAUGAGGAGCACGCAGAAGAACUAGUGGGGAUGGAAAGUCUGAAAAGUGACGAAGUAGGACCCCCUAACCUGGCUGAACGGGCUUCAUUGUGGCAGUCCAUAAAAUAGAAGGAUGGGAGGAGGAAAAUCACAGCAACUUUGCCCCUGGAGUCUAAUGGGGCUCUUCAUUUCUCUGCUCCCUGCAAAGCUUGGAUGGCAGUGAGAGGAUCUUCAUCUUCUGUUCGCUGCAUGUCAAGGAAUGUUAUCAGGUAAGAGAGGAGUGACUCUAAAACACCACAAAAGGUAAGAAUGAAACUUAACGAAAAGUCUCUUCUCCCCCCCUCCCCUCCCUUUAGUAUUCUUUUCAUUUGGGAAGUUUGCUUUCCGAUGUCACACAGGCAUGUAAGUUUGGUGAUUAAGGGGGCAUACAUCAGAUAGAUUGGGAACAUUUUCAUGUUUGGAAUUGAUUUGUGAAUACAUCAACUAAGCUUAAAAUGCAUUUGAGGAAUAAGGGGUUUUUUGGCAGUGACUGCAUCCCUUAAGUGCAAAUGAAUUUUUGGCUGGCAUGGAUGGGCUAUCAGUCUCUUCAUUGUCAUCAGACCUUUUCAGUGCCACCAGUUAUUUUGGAAUAUCAUUAUACCAUGGCUGGGCUUUUUUCAUCUUUGUUAACCUGCAGUAUAAUCUGAAGAAAAAUCCAUAGACUGAGGAGAUAUGGCAAAUUUGUCUGAGGAAGGAGAACUGAACAUCACUUUCUAUGGAACAAGCAAAUCCUGCUGCAUCAACAAUGCUACAAACAAUAACUUCACAUCCUAUGAACAGUCUCCAGACUUCUAUGUGAUCAUCCCUGUGAUUUACUCGGUGAUCUGUGCCAUGGGUCUGACAGGCAACACGGCCGUCAUCUAUGUGAUCCUAAAAGCUCCAAAGAUGAAGACAGUAACCAACAUGUUCAUCCUUAACUUAGCCAUAGCAGAUGACUUGUUUACGCUGGUCUUGCCCAUUAACAUUGCUGAACAUCUCCUCCAUUACUGGCCCUUUGGGGAGAUCCUUUGCAAGGUCAUCCUGUCCAUUGACCACUACAAUAUAUUCUCCAGCAUCUAUUUCCUGACUGUGAUGAGCAUAGAUAGAUACUUAGUGGUCCUGGCUACCAUCAGGUCUAAACGGAUGCCUCAUCGUACCUACCGGGCAGCCCGCAUUAUCAGUGUUGGCAUUUGGUUCCUUGUGACUAUCAUUGUCUCCCCUUUUUUUGUCUUUGCCAAUGUCUACAAAGAUGGCUUAAACAUCACAAGCUGUGGGCUCAAUUUCCCCACACCUGAGAGGUUUUGGUUCAAAGCUAGCAGGAUCUACACUCUCAUCUUGGGCUUUGCCAUCCCUGUGUCAACCUUCUGCAUCCUUUAUAUUAUGAUGUUAUACAAACUGAGGAACACCCGUUUGAACUCAAAUGCUAAAGCUCUUGACAAAGCCAAAAAGAAAGUCACCAUCAUGGUUUUCAUUGUUUUAGCUGUAUGCCUUUUCUGCUGGACACCAUUUCAUCUGGCCACCAUUGUGGCUUUGACCACGGAUGUGCCCCAGACUCCAGUGGUCAUAGGCAUCUCCUACUUCAUCACCAGCCUGAGCUAUGCCAACUCUUGCUUAAAUCCAUUCUUGUAUGCCUUCCUGGAUGACAGCUUUCAGAAAAGUUUCCGGAAGAUGUUGGAAUGUAGAGCUGCUUAAAAUAUGUGUGAUUCCCAAAUUUUGCUUAAAGAGACCUUUGCAUGUGUGUGUGUGUGUGUGUGUAUGUGUGUGUGCUGAAUGAACUUUACUGCUGUAUAUUGUUUAAUUUUAUUUUUGUUUGCAAGUGGUUAACCCGUCUUUUUAAUAAUUUUAAUAAUUUGUGAUUCCUUUUACGUCAUUAGAAUGGCUAAUAUAUGUUGCUUAAUAUUUGUUGCUGAAAAGGAAAGCAAGAAAGAACUUGAACCUGCAGAAAUGUCUUUUUGUGUGUCCUAGUCUACAUCUUCCCCCUGGUGGAGAAUAAUAAAAUAACUGACUGAAUAAAAAGCAUGAAAACAGA
Sceloporus undulatus (fence lizard) is the source of this 2116-nucleotide messenger RNA. It is a transcript of the gene NPBWR2, whose product is annotated as neuropeptides B and W receptor 2. NCBI's taxonomy places the organism in Eukaryota, Metazoa, Chordata, Lepidosauria, Squamata, Phrynosomatidae. Gene Ontology annotation, biological process: neuropeptide signaling pathway. Gene Ontology annotation, molecular function: neuropeptide binding; neuropeptide receptor activity. The transcript is spliced from 3 exons. Gene Ontology annotation, cellular component: neuron projection; membrane. The record is from RefSeq and is a predicted model, not a curated record. Bases 781 to 1779 code for a protein of 332 amino acids.